Seminavis robusta is the source of this 993-nucleotide messenger RNA. Lineage: Eukaryota; Bacillariophyta; Bacillariophyceae; Naviculales; Naviculaceae. The record is from the annotation of a GenBank genome assembly.
AUGAACCAAAACCUUGUCAAAGGCCAUCGAAACGACGCUCGGACUUGGUGGGCAAGCCCAACAGAUCAUUUUUAUCGAAUAUCCAACGAGUUGGAGGAUGAACACUUGCGAGCAGCCCUGCUAAGCCUUCCCGAUGGAGUCGCAGUGCCUGUACGGGGCAGAGACUACAAAGUUGUGCCAUCAUCACCACGGAGAGAGGGCUACACAGAAUUCGACUAUGGAACUGCCAUCAAGAGUGGGUGUCGACUUUUCUUUAUGUAUACUUCUGGUGAUAUCGAGAGUAUUGUUAUCGAAACCAUCAAUCUGCGAGAGCUUGUUCACUUUGUGUCUUUGUCAAUGACAGUGCCAACAGCAGCCGUUCCAGCAGCCGACCCCAGAUGUCUGGUUGUGAUUAGCCAUGGCUUCAGUCCUGAUGUGGGGCCUGACUAUCCAAUAGUCCGAACAAUGGUCACAGUGGCACAAUCACGAGGAUGGAGAGUCCUGAUACCCGAUUACAGAGAAUCAUACCUCCACUCGAAUGACCGAGAUUCGAGGUCACAGAUCCUAUUGCAUCAUCUCGUCCACGCAUGCACAAAAGAAGGGGUUUGCCCACCGGAGUCGGUCGUAUUGGUGGGACAUUCGCAGGGUGGAGCUUGUUCUGCAGUGGUUGCUGCUGGAAAACCAACCGCCAGUGACAUUCGUGGACUCAUCAUGUUUGGCUCUGAAAACGCUGCAAAGCUUGACGGUUUACGACAAUGCCCCCCUCUGCCUCCCCGCGACAUUUGCGUUGUUCAUGCGUUGCAAGAUGGAGUCAUUCCCCAUUCAGAGGCUGUUUCGAUGGUCCAAAGUUGGAGGCUCCCCGCAUCAUGCUUUAUCAGCCUGCAGUCUCACACCCCAGUUGGAUCAAAAGAUUGCUGGGGAGACGACAUUGCUCAUGACUUCUUAUCCAAAUCGCUCGUGAAGGGCGCAGUGGGAGCUCUCGAGGCCUUCCUGUUGCAUUAUGAAAGAGAGUAG